AUGUACGACUUCGACGUGCCCACUGACUUCGGUCAGGCCACUGUGCGCAUUGGUCUACCACCUGCCUCGCUCCUCAACUUCCCUCCCAACGAGCUCCCAGUGACCAUUCCCGCACCGCACGUCGACACCGCUACCUGGAAGCAGCCCUUCAAUAUCCCCAAUGGGCUCUACAACGAGCUCCUGGACGUGCGCGUCCCGAUCACCAUCGCCAGCGUCUACGCGAUCACCGUGGUGCUGAUCAAUCGCAUCAAUAAGAGCCGCGGAUACAAACCCUACGCAUUCAGCAACACCCGCUUAUUCAAGCUGUUUGUCGUCCUUCACAAUGUUUUCCUUGCUGUGUACUCGGCGUGGACCUUUGCCGGCAUGUUCCAGGCCUUCAGCAGCUCGUUCCCAGACCGCGAGGAUCCUCAUGGUCUGGUGGGUGUGGUGGAUUCUUUGUGCAAGAUCAAUGGGCCUCGUGGAUACGGUAAUGCCGCUACCUACAGCCCGGUCACCAACACCUGGUCCAUUCCCAACUCCUCUUUUCACUUGACGAACGGUAUGCCCGAUCCCACCGACGUUGGUCGUCUGUGGAACCAGGGUCUGGCAUACUUCGGUUGGCUUUUCUAUCUGUCCAAGUUCUAUGAGGUCGUGGAUACAGCCAUCAUCUUGGCUAAGGGUAAGAAGAGCUCGACUCUUCAGACUUAUCACCACGCUGGAGCUAUGAUGUGUAUGUGGGCUGGUAUCCGCUACAUGGCUGCUCCUAUCUGGAUUUUCUGUCUGGUGAACUCGGCUAUCCACGCCAUGAUGUACACCUAUUACACCAUCACAGCCCUUCGCAUUCGUGUCCCCAACCCCAUCAAGCGCAGCUUGACCACCAUGCAAAUCACCCAAUUCGUUUUCGGAACCAACAUGGCCGCUGCCUACCUCUUCGUGCACUAUACCAUCCCAUACCCCUCCGGCAGCACUGCCUUGUCCAACAUCUCCGCAGCUGCUUCAGCCGCAGCCAGCGCCGAGACCGGCGCACUUCCCUGGUUGAAGAAGCUUGCCUUCCGCGCCGCAGGCGCCGAGGGCAUCGCCGAGAACGUCGGUACCUUUGGCACCGCCCCCGUUCAACAGUCCGGCUACUCCCAGGAGAUGGUUACCUGCAUGGACACCACCGGACAAGCAUUCGCGAUCUGGCUCAACGUCUCCUACCUCCUGCCGCUGACCUACCUCUUCGCACGAUUCUUUGUGCGCUCCUACCUCAACCGCAAAGAUCCCGGCGUCAAGCAGCCAACCCACAUGGAAGCCGCCGAGAAGGCCGGCAUGGAUGCGCUGAAGAGUCUCAGUCGCGAGAUCCGCAAGGCCGCUAUCGAGGGCGAGAACAGCGAGUUCACUACCGAUGACGAGGUGAUGAAGGCACGUGUGCAGAAGAUCGCCGAGGCUUCGGCUCCGGACUCCCCGAUCCGUACGCGCUCUGCGGCUUCCAAGAAGGCUUCGGCUUCGGCUUCCCGCUCGGAGUCUGAGCAGGGUUUUGCUCCUGUUCCUUCUAAGAAGGGUGCUAAGAAGUCCAAGGCUGAGAAGAGCUCGCCGUCUCCCAAUACGAAGGGAGAGAACCCUUUCGGGGUCCUGGAUAACAACGCUUAA
Molecule: messenger RNA, 1608 nt
Organism: Penicillium brevicompactum
Lineage: Eukaryota; Fungi; Ascomycota; Eurotiomycetes; Eurotiales; Aspergillaceae
Product: elongation of very long chain fatty acids protein
Exons: 2
Coding region: 1-1608 (535 amino acids)
Biological process (GO): fatty acid elongation, saturated fatty acid; very long-chain fatty acid biosynthetic process; sphingolipid biosynthetic process
Cellular component (GO): endoplasmic reticulum membrane
Molecular function (GO): fatty acid elongase activity
Source: RefSeq, a predicted model, not a curated record